Molecule: messenger RNA, 1137 nt
Organism: Macadamia integrifolia
Lineage: Eukaryota; Viridiplantae; Streptophyta; Magnoliopsida; Proteales; Proteaceae
Product: protein LURP-one-related 6-like
Exons: 3
Coding region: 312-938 (208 amino acids)
Source: RefSeq, a predicted model, not a curated record
CCUAUGGCACUCAAUUUCAAAAAGCCAAAGGCACCCUUUAUUGAAUUCAAGAACCAACCUUUAUCAAAGACAGUAGAAGCUCUGCAUUCAUGAACUCCACACUCAAAUUAGAAGUUUCUUAUGGCCUUCUUCUUGAUACAGAAUACUCAAUAGUAGAAAUUAAUUAGUCUCCCAAACCUUUGACUGAAGAAGUAGGAGAACCCUUUGCCCAUUCCUCUCUUACUUACACUACUUGAUUUGGUUUAUAUAUUAGUGGGGAGAAUAGGGUUCUUCUUCUUCAUUGUGGAUUCUCCACAAAGGAAAAAAAAGAAAUGUCUGCAACUACCAUUAUAAAGCCCAUUGUGAGCAAACUCUACUGUUCUGCUUCACAGGUAGUAGUACUCACAGUGAGAAAGAGGCCUCAUGUUGUGAGUGGAGGGGGUCUAGUAGUCAUGGAUGAUUGCAGCCAAAAGAUUAUUUUUAGGGUUGAUGGCUGUGGAACUCUAGGCAUCAAAGGAGAACUGGUCCUAAGAGAUGCUGAUGGAGAAUCUUUGCUUCUCAUUCGCCGAAAGGGAGGAAUGUUUCAAGCUCUAAGCAUUCACAGUGGGCAAUGGAAGGGUUACAUGGUGGACUAUGAAGGAGCAGAGAAGUUGGUUUUUAGCCUAAAAGAGCCAAACUCAUGCCUUGCAAAGAACAUCAAAGUGAAUGUUGGACCUAAGAAGUGUAACCUUAAUAAGGACUGGGAUUUUGAGGUCAGGGGUUCUUUCCCUGAUAAAGCUUGUUCCAUUAUUGAUUGUGCUGGAAACACAGUUGCACAGAUUGGAGUGAGGAAGGGACAGUUGAUGAUGGUAAGCAAGGAUCUCUAUCAGGUGCAGGUGCAACCAGGAUAUGACCAAGCUUUUGUUUUUGGGGUCAUUGCUGUUCUUGACCAUAUCUAUGGUGAGUCUACUCAUUGUUGAUCAGGUUUUGAGACAAGGAAUAUGAUCAAGUCUCCAACUAUUGAGACAAGGAAGAUGAUCAAGUUUCCAACUAUUAUUUCAGCAAUUCUAACUGUUAUUGUCUUUUCUUUUUUUUCUUUUUUUGGUCACAUGAUCUUGUAAUGUUAAUGGGUUUUAGCUGCUCAGUGACAUCAAUCUCAGAUGUUUUGUCUUGACUAUA